Heterocephalus glaber (naked mole-rat) is the source of this 3555-nucleotide messenger RNA. RefSeq names its product cadherin 24 (gene Cdh24). The record is from RefSeq and is a predicted model, not a curated record. Lineage: Eukaryota; Metazoa; Chordata; Mammalia; Rodentia; Bathyergidae. Gene Ontology annotation, cellular component: adherens junction; catenin complex; plasma membrane. Gene Ontology annotation, biological process: multicellular organism development; cell-cell adhesion mediated by cadherin; homophilic cell-cell adhesion. Gene Ontology annotation, molecular function: beta-catenin binding; calcium ion binding; cadherin binding.
CUUCCCCCGCCCCCUCUGUCUCGCUCCCUUGUUCUCGCCGGGGCCGCUCAGACCUGCAGCGGAGCCGCGGCGCCCGCUCUCGAAUCCGCUCCGGGCUGCGCCCUGGGAGCCGGCGACGCGGGCGGGCGAGGGCGCUCCCCGCCGUCCUGGGCUCCUCAGCAGUGCCAGCUCUGGCCCCCACUCUGCCUCCUGAGACCAAUCCACCUUCAAGGACUGCAGCUGGCAGUGUGGGCUGGGGGCAGGGUCUGGAGAGGUGUGGAUCCAUGGGGUAGCUGCAACACAUCCGCCCCUCUGCCCCAGCCAGCUCAUGGGCUUCCUGGUCCUGCCCAGCCUCAGCACCCGAGGCCAGUGAACAGAAUCGUGGCCAUAGUCCAAAUAUGUGGGGCCUGGUGAGGCUCCUGCUGGCUUGGCUGGGUGGCUGGGGCUGCAUGGGGCGUCUGGCAGCCCCAGUCCGGGCCUGGGCAGGGUCCCGAGGGCGCCCAGGUCCUGCACUGCUGCGGACCAGAAGGAGCUGGGUCUGGAACCAGUUCUUUGUCAUUGAGGAAUAUGCCGGUCCAGAGCCUGUCCUAAUUGGCAAGCUGCACUCAGAUGUUGACCGGGGCGAGGGCCGCACCAAGUACCUGCUGACUGGGGAGGGAGCAGGCACUGUAUUUGUGAUUGACGAGGCUACAGGCAAUAUCCAUGUCACCAAGAGUCUGGACCGGGAGGAAAAGGCACAGUAUGUGCUAUUGGCCCAAGCUGUGGACCGAGCCUCAAACAGGCCCCUGGAGCCUCCAUCAGAGUUCAUCAUCAAAGUGCAAGACAUCAAUGACAAUCCACCUGUGUUUCCCCUCGGUCCCUACCAUGCCACAGUCCCCGAGAUGUCCAACGUGGGGACAUCAGUAAUCCAGGUGACUGCUCAUGACGCUGAUGACCCCAGCUAUGGGAACAGUGCCAAGCUGGUGUACACGGUGCUGGAUGGACUGCCUUUCUUCUCGGUGGACCCCCAGACUGGAGUGGUGCGAACAGCCAUCCCCAACAUGGACCGCGAGACGCAGGAGGAGUUCUUGGUGGUGAUCCAGGCCAAAGACAUGGGCGGCCACAUGGGGGGGCUGUCGGGCAGCACUACAGUGACCGUCACCCUCAGUGAUGUCAACGACAACCCCCCCAAGUUCCCUCAGGGCCUGUACCAGUUUUCUGUGGUAGAGACGGCUGAGCCUGGUGUUUUGGUGGGCCGCCUGCAAGCCCAGGACCCAGACCUAGGAGACAAUGCCCUCAUGGCAUACAGCAUCCUGGAUGGAGAAGGUUCAGAGGCCUUCAGCAUCGGCACUGACUCCCAGGGUCGAGACGGGCUCCUCACUGUCCGCAAGCCCCUAGACUUCGAGACCCGCCGUUCUUACUCCUUCCGUGUGGAAGCCACCAACACACUCAUUGACCCAGCCUACCUGCGGCGAGGGCCCUUCAAGGAUGUAGCCUCAGUACGAGUGGCUGUGCAGGAUGCCCCAGAGCCACCCGCCUUCACCCAGGCUGCCUACCACCUGGCAGUGCUGGAGAACAAGGCUCCUGGGACCCUGGUGGGCCAGAUCUCAGCCAUGGACCUAGAUUCCCCAGCCAGCCCAAUCAGAUACUCCAUCCUCCCCUACUCGGAUCCAGAGCGUUGCUUCUCCAUCGAGCCCGAAGAUGGCACCAUCAGAACAGCAGCGCCCCUGGACCGAGAGGCUCGUGUCUGGCACAACCUCACUGUGCUGGCCACAGAGCUCGACAGCUCCGCACAGGCCUCCCGUGUCCAAGUGGCCAUCCAGACCCUGGAUGAAAAUGACAGUGCUCCUCAACUGGCUGAGCCCUAUGACACCUUUGUAUGUGAUUCUGCAGCCCCUGGCCAGUUGAUUCAGGUCAUUCGGGCCCUAGACAGAGACGAAGUUGGCAACAGUAGCCGAGUCUCCCUUCAAGGUCCUCUGGGCCCUGAUGCCAACUUUACUGUCCAAGACAACCGAGAUGGCUCUGCCAGCCUGCUGCUGCCCUCCCGCCCUGCUCCACCUCGCCAGGCCCCAUACCUGGUUCCCAUAGAACUGUGGGACUGGGGGCAGCCAGCACUGAGCAGCACUGCCACUGUGACUGUCAGUGUGUGCCGCUGCCGGCCUGAUGGCUCUGUGGCGUCCUGCCGGGCCGAAGCUCAGCUCUCCCCCACUGGACUCAGCACUGGUGCCCUGCUUGCCAUUGUCACCUGUGUGGGCACCCUGCUUGCCCUCCUGGUGCUCUUUGUGGCCCUGCGGCGGCAGAAGCAAGAAGCACUGAUGGUCCUGGAGGAGGAGGAUGUCCGUGAAAACAUCAUCACCUACGAUGAUGAGGGUGGCGGCGAAGAGGACACAGAGGCCUUCGACAUCACGGCUCUGCAGAACCCUGACGGGGCGGCUCCGCCGGCGCCCGGGCCUCCUGCCCGCCGAGAUGUGCUGCCCCGGGGGGCGCGGGCCCAGCGCCAGCCCCGGCCCCCUGGCCCUGCUGACGUGGCGCAGCUGCUCGCGUUGCGGCUGCGUGAGGCAGAUGAGGACCCCGGGGUGCCUCCCUAUGACUCGGUGCAGGUGUAUGGCUACGAGGGCCGCGGCUCCUCCUGCGGCUCCCUCAGCUCGCUGGGCUCUGGCAGCGAGGCCGGUGGCGCCCCGGGGCCCACGGAGCCCCUGGAUGACUGGGGCCCACUCUUCCGCACCCUGGCCGAGCUGUACGGGGCCAAGGAGCCCCAGGGCCCCUGAGCUCCAGGCCGCGCUCACAGGCCCUCUGAGUGAGCCCCCGGGGUCCAGGCGGGCGGCAGCAGCCCAGGGGCCCGGCCUCCUCCCACCCCGUGCCCCUCCUCCCUUCCCAGGGCACGCUCGCUCCUCUCCGAACCCCUACUCCUGAGCCGUCUGUGUGUCUCUCCAGGGAUCUCUGUCUGUCUGUGACACUCUGUCCGGGUCUGGGUUUGUCUCCUAGACCCUGAACCUCUGCUCUCUCACUGUGACACCUUCUCUGUGGCUGUUUCUGUCUGCGUCCGAGUCUCCCUUGCCCACACACAUGCUGUGUCUCUCUCUCCAACCCUCACCCCCCUCCUUUUCUCUGGGUCCCUGUAACUGGUUCUUUGGGGUUUUUUGGUUGUUGUUGCUGUCCACCCCAAAAAGCAAGAGAAACUUCCAGCCACUGCUGCCCACCCUCCUGCAGGGGAUACUCUGCCCCAGGUCAGUGACCCCGGGCCCCCGGGCAGGGGGUGGGCAGAGGCCACCCCCCAGGCCUGCCCCUCACCACCAUCCUCUCCCUGUCCUCGCAGACCUGCCCGCAUGGUUCCAUCCAUCACUCAUGGCCUCAUCCUGGCUCUACCGGCCUCCAGCAGAAGGAGGGAGCCGCCCACCUCCCAGGGCUAGAGCUUCAGGCCAACUGGCUGCCUCUCUGGAGCUCUGCCCAGCAGUCAGCGUGCCCUUGGUGACCCCGGCUCUGGGCAUUGUCUUGUGUGCUUCCCAGGCCCCAGAGGAGGGAGAGAAGAAAAGAGGGAGGAAGGGGAGGAGCCUCCAUCUCUAAUUUCAUAAUAAACAAACACUUUAUUUUGUAAAA